This is a messenger RNA of Eriocheir sinensis (Chinese mitten crab), 3395 nucleotides long. RefSeq lists its product as uncharacterized. Gene Ontology annotation, molecular function: sequence-specific DNA binding. Lineage: Eukaryota; Metazoa; Arthropoda; Malacostraca; Decapoda; Varunidae. The record is from RefSeq and is a predicted model, not a curated record. The transcript is spliced from 7 exons. Bases 512 to 2785 code for a protein of 757 amino acids.
AGCUGCCGUUAUAAAGGCUUGAAGUCCUUUAUGACAUCAAGAUCAAGCAGAAGAUGACGCUCAUGCUGGGUCUGAGUGGAUUGACAAAUGGACGAGUGAUUGAAGCACUGAAGGAGUUCCUGGGGAGUAUAUGGCGUGCAAGAUGUAGGCAGUGAUACCUUGCCUCGAGUAGAACACCGUCUGUUCCGUAUAUUUUCUUUUCUCUUCGCUACCGUUACAAAGGUCUGCCUUGAAAGAAAUCUCCAGCCCCCUGUGACAUCAAGAUCAAGCUUAAGAUCAGUGUACGAAAACAGCCCAGUGUUGAACCAAGGAAAAGGAGGAAGGAACGUCUCUAGGAACCCACGCUGUAAAGACACGAUAAGAAAUACAAAGCGUCAGAGGCCCACAGAAGAAGAAGAGGAGGAAGGAAACAUGCACACUUCAUCACAUGACUAAACAAUAACCUAACCAAAUUUCUGGAAUAACACCCAAAUAGUUGAGGAUUAAUAUCAAGCACUAGACUUACGCCAGCAUGCUCACCUCAUCAAACUGCGCCGUCUACGGUUGCUCUAACGACAGCAGAUAUCCCAGGAAGCCAAAAUUUAGGCUGCAUCGCUUCCCGGUAAAGGACGAGGCCUUGCUGGAAAAGUGGGUGGCCGCGUGUCGAACGGAUGAGGUCAACAUUUACCUCGCCCAGAUAUGCUCCGAUCAUUUCACCCAGACGGAUUUCGACCCUGAACUCCAAGGCCGAGAGUUCAAAGGACUGACGAGAUUGCGUCCCACAGCCGUGCCAACUCUGAACCUCCCGGAAAAGCCAAGCAUAAAGAUGUGUGCUGUAGAUGGCUGUAUCCAGGGCAGUAGACCAAACAUGAAGCAUUUCCGUUUCCCUCAAGAAAAAGACAUCCGUAAAAAAUGGAUUCGAAGUUGUGGCACAAGGGAUAAAAUUGAUCUUGACAGUGCAACAGUGUGUGAGAAACACUUCAGCAGGAAACAGAUCGUCACAAAACUGGGAUACGAAUCAAAAAACAGCGACAUCACUAAAAAGGUCAGAAGGUUGAAGAAGGAUGCAAUACCUGACAUCAAUCUUCCAGGAAACACUUCUGAGUCUGCUCCUCAAGAUGCUGCUAAAAAUGAUGUGGGUCUGAACCCAUUCAGGACUGUUGCUGUUCCUUGGGCGCAUGAUGCAUCGGAGACCCUAGAGCCUACCCUGGAGACCCCUAGAGACAUAAAGGUAUGCGCUGUGUCUGGCUGUAACCAGGGAGGUAUACCAAAUAAGAAGCAUUACAGUAUCCCUAAAAAAAAAAAUGUCCGUGAAAUAUGGAUCCAUAGGUGUGGCAUAAGGGAUGAUAUUGAUCCAGACAGUGCAACAGUGUGUUGGAAACACUUCAGCAGGAAACAGCUCUUCAGUAAAUUGGUGUACACAACAGAAGACGACAGCAUUCUUACGAAGGUCAGAAAGUUAAAGAAGGAUGGCGUACCGGACAUGAAUCUUCCAAAAAACAUUGAUGAACCAGCUCUUGAAGACACUGCUGAAAAUGGCAAUGCUCCUCAAGAAAAAGACAUCCAUGAUAAAAAGGUCCAAAGUUGUGGCACGAGGGAUAAUCUUGAUACUGACAAUGCAACUUUGUGUGAGAAACAGAUCGUCACAAAACUGGAAUACAAAUCAAAGAGACGUCACAUUCCUAGAAAGGUCAAAAGGUUGAAGAAGGAUGCAACACCCGACAUCAGUCUUCCAGGAAACACCUCUGAGUCAGCUCCUCAAGACACUGCUGAAAAUGGUGUGGCUCUGGACCCCUGCAAGGCUGUCCCUCAUCCUGGGGAGCAAGACACACCGGAGACCCAAGAUGACAUGGAGGUCACUGACGAACAAGGUUUGCAGCGAAUCCAGGAGUGCAGAGACUUGCAGGAACAGGAACAGCAGCUGAAAGAGGAGCUUGAAGCAAUGGACCAAAAACUCAUGGUAUCAUCCCUAACAUCUAUCUCACUAGACGACAGGAAGACAAGGCUCUGCACCGGCCUUCCGUCACUAGCAGUGUUCACGUGGCUCAUUGACUUGCUGUCUGGACACUUAGCAUCAUUUGACUGUAUCAGUAAACCUGAUCAGCUUUUAAUAACACUAAUGAAACUGAGGCUAAGUCUUAGCACACAAGAUUUAGCAUCAAGGUUUAACACUUCUACUCAAGCAAUUGAGAAUAUACUUUCAGAUGCCAUCCCCAUAAUGGCCUGUAAACUUGACUUUUUGAUUUGUUGGCCAGUCAGAACACAUCCAAGGAACAUUCCCAGGCCCUUCAAGCCAAACUUUAAGAACUGCUCUGUCAUCAUUGACUGUUUGGAGUUUCCUACAGAAAAACCAUUAAACAUAACUGCAGAAAGUCAAACCUGGAGUGAUAUCAAGCACCAGACUACCAUUAAAUGCUUGGUGGGCAUCACACCGUAUGGGUCAUUCUCCUACGUCUCGCAGUGCUGGGGCGGCAGAAUAACUGACAGAGAGUUGGUUUUGGUGUCGGGGGUUUUGGAGCAUGUCUACCGUGGUGACAUGGUGAUUACUUGCAAAGAUUUUUCCAUUCAACAGGAACUGUCAGAAAAAAGAGCAAAGCUUAUCGUUCUUGAAAGUUUGGAUUCGCCUGAAAAAAUAAUCAAUGAUCAUGAGUUAGCUACAGUCUCUCUUUUCAUUGAAAAAGCUUUUAAACGGAUAAAGCGUUACAAAAUAUUGUCACAAACACUCCCAAUACCUCUACUUCCUUAUAUUGACGAGGUGGUCACUUGUUGUUUGGCCUUUUCAAAUUUACAACCCAAGUUUCAAUAAAAGUAAUCCACUGGUGUGCCGGUGGCAGCUACGGCUCUGUAUGUAAAGGGCCAAUAGGGAACCAUGGGGGACCCAAUACCCAAAGAGGUUUAUAGAAUUUGCCAACUGAUGCUGUAUUUUUUUACUAUCAUUUGGGGUCAAAUAUUUCCAGGAGGGGCCUUGUUUCCUCCAGGCCCCCACACACACAACUACACCUGUACAUCUCAUGCAGCCCCCCACACAUGUCUUCACCAGUGUACAGCUCCUGCAGCCCCCCCCCACACACACACACACACACAUCUCCACCAGUGUACAGCUCCUGCAGCCCCCCAAACACAUGUCCACCAGUGUACAUCUCCUGCAGUCCCUCACGCAUGUCUCCAUCAGUGUACAGCUCCUGCAGCCACAUUUGACCAUUUUUCUCCAUUUGAUUUUGGCCUGUGUGUAGUGAGUCCCUUAACAAUCCAUUGCCCAGAACACCCCUGUGGUGUAUUGGUUAGCACACCAAACUACAAAUAUGCAGUCCAGAGUUAUAUCAGGACCUGGACAGACUGUACACAGCCCACCCAGCUGUUCAUCCUCACUUUGGUCUGUAAAUGGGCACCUGGAGAAAGUAAACUGUGGUAACCUG